Vigna umbellata (rice bean) is the source of this 887-nucleotide messenger RNA. RefSeq lists its product as uncharacterized. Lineage: Eukaryota; Viridiplantae; Streptophyta; Magnoliopsida; Fabales; Fabaceae. Gene Ontology annotation, molecular function: protein binding. The record is from RefSeq and is a predicted model, not a curated record.
UGAAUAUUUAUUUGAUAAGGAGUCCAAAAUAUCUGAUCUCAUGCGCAUAAUUCACUUCAGUUAUGGUUUCAGAGAUUCCUUAUUUUGGUUCCUAACUCAAAAAACAACUAUGGCGGGUGCAUGCAGCAGAGCACCCAUUUCCCAUCUUCCUCUGCGGAACCCCAAAACCAGAAUCUAUAAUUCUCAGAGCAGAGUUCUUCAACAUCCAAAUAGGCGUUUGUUCCUCUUCUCUCUGCCCCUGUCUAGUUUCGUUCUCCUUCCCGUUCCCAGCUUUGGUGAUGGUAACGGUGCAAUUGAUAAAUUUCAACAUGGGUCUUCUUCCUCAUACGCUGCCACAAUGUAUGACCCUCUAAGUGCUGCUGAAAGAGAAGCAAGUGCUUUAGUUUCACAGAGAGUCUCUCAAGCAGUGGAUUUGUUGGAGAAAGGGAGGGAAUUGCAGGCUCAGGGAGACUUUGCUGCUGCUCUUGGUUACUUUUCUCAGGUUGUUGAAAGCUACAAAGACUUGGCAUUCUCAGAGUAUGCAAGGGUAGGAAGGGCAUUGGCCCUGUAUGAAGUUGGUGACAGAGAAGAAGCAAUUGCAGAGAUGGAGGACGUUUCAAUAUCCCUAAAAGGAUAUCCAGAAAUACAUGCAGCUCUUGCGGCAGCCUUAUAUGCAGAUAAACACGCCGCAUUGCUUGCUGAAAACCAGUUUGCCAUUGCAACUCUUCUUGAUCCCCAUUUUACAGACAUUUCAUAUGUUAGAGACACAAAGCACUGGCCUCCAAGUUUGAUCAGUUCUCUGCAGAACUUCAUCACACUGUCUUAAGACCUCACAAUAUUGAUACGUUUUGGUUAACCCAUACUAAGCGUCAACUAUAUAAAAGCAAAAAGUUGAAGCCGACCAAUAA